Messenger RNA from Guyanagaster necrorhizus, 1173 nucleotides. Its product is annotated as ubiquitin. The transcript has 4 exons. Bases 1 to 1173 code for a protein of 390 amino acids. The record is from RefSeq and is a predicted model, not a curated record. Gene Ontology annotation, molecular function: protein binding. NCBI's taxonomy places the organism in Eukaryota, Fungi, Basidiomycota, Agaricomycetes, Agaricales, Physalacriaceae.
AUGCAAAUCUUUGUCAAGACUCUUACUGGAAAGACCAUCACUCUCGAGGUCGAAUCCUCUGACACUAUCGACAACGUCAAGGCCAAGAUCCAGGAUAAGGAAGGCAUUCCUCCAGACCAACAACGCCUUAUCUUUGCUGGCAAGCAGCUUGAGGAUGGUCGCACCUUGUCCGACUACAACAUUCAGAAAGAGUCUACUCUCCACCUCGUCCUUCGCCUUCGUGGUGGCAUGCAAAUCUUCGUCAAGACUUUGACCGGCAAGACCAUCACGCUUGAGGUCGAGUCCUCCGAUACCAUUGAUAACGUCAAGGCGAAGAUCCAGGACAAGGAAGGCAUUCCUCCUGAUCAACAACGACUCAUCUUUGCUGGCAAGCAGCUUGAGGAUGGUCGCACCUUGUCCGACUACAACAUUCAGAAAGAGUCUACUCUCCACCUCGUCCUUCGCCUUCGUGGUGGCAUGCAAAUCUUUGUCAAGACCUUGACUGGAAAGACGAUCACUCUCGAGGUGGAGUCUUCCGAUACCAUCGACAACGUCAAGGCUAAGAUUCAGGACAAGGAAGGCAUUCCUCCCGACCAGCAGCGUCUCAUCUUCGCCGGGAAGCAGCUGGAAGAUGGCCGCACGCUUUCGGAUUACAACAUUCAGAAAGAGUCCACACUUCAUCUGGUGCUUCGUCUCCGAGGUGGAAUGCAGAUCUUCGUCAAGACAUUGACAGGAAAGACCAUCACACUGGAAGUCGAAUCGUCAGACACCAUCGACAACGUAAAGGCAAAGAUCCAGGACAAGGAGGGUAUUCCACCCGACCAACAGCGUCUCAUUUUUGCCGGCAAACAGUUGGAAGAUGGUCGUACCCUUUCGGACUACAACAUUCAGAAGGAGUCGACGCUGCACCUUGUCCUUCGUCUCCGUGGUGGCAUGCAAAUCUUCGUAAAGACACUCACCGGUAAAACGAUCACACUUGAGGUGGAGUCGUCUGAUACCAUCGAUAAUGUUAAGGCGAAGAUUCAGGACAAGGAAGGUAUUCCUCCUGACCAACAACGACUCAUUUUCGCUGGCAAGCAGCUGGAAGAUGGUCGCACGUUGUCAGAUUACAAUAUCCAGAAGGAGAGUACCCUUCACUUGGGUAAGUUGAUGGUUUUCUCUCGGAUAAAGCUGGGAUUAAUUGUCAUUCAAUAG